Messenger RNA from Artibeus jamaicensis (Jamaican fruit-eating bat), 3239 nucleotides. RefSeq names its product myosin VIIA and Rab interacting protein (gene MYRIP). The record is from RefSeq and is a predicted model, not a curated record. Lineage: Eukaryota; Metazoa; Chordata; Mammalia; Chiroptera; Phyllostomidae. Gene Ontology annotation, cellular component: cortical actin cytoskeleton. Bases 354 to 2909 code for a protein of 851 amino acids. Gene Ontology annotation, molecular function: actin binding; small GTPase binding; myosin binding. The transcript has 17 exons. Gene Ontology annotation, biological process: intracellular protein transport.
UCCGCGCGGCUGCGGCCAGGCUGGCCCUGGGUGCCUGCGGCACAGGCGACUCCCUCGCAGCCACUGCCGCUGUGCUCUCGCCUCCAAGCUGCUCCUGGACUCCCGCUGCGGCUGCUGCAGUUCUGGCGGCUGAGCCCCGCGGCGUUGCAGCUCAGAGCAGGUGCACUGACCCACCCGCACCCCUGCCUCUCAGCCGGCAGCCUCCUAAUACACGCGCUGCGCUGCGGCAGGUGCCCCAGACACCCUGAGGCGUGGUGGCCUGAGCGUGGCCACCAUCGAUGACCCAGGUCACGGACCUACUCCAGCCCGGCUACCGCGUGUCUUGGUUCACCGUCCGUGUUUGGCACUAAAUCAUGGGGAGGAAGCUGGACCUGUCCGGGCUGUCUGGUGAUGAAACCAAGCAUGUUCUCCAGGUGGUUCAGCGGGACUUCAAUCUUCGGAAGAAAGAGGAAGAGCGACUAAGCGAGAUGAAGCAGAAGCUGGACGAGGAGGGCAGCAAGUGCAGCAUCCUCUCGAAGCACCCGAAGUUCGUGGACCACUGCUGCAUGCGCUGCUGCUCACCCUUCGCCUUCCUCGUCAACACCAAGCGCCGCUGCGGGGACUGUGCGUUCAACGUCUGCAAGAGCUGCUGCUCCUACCAGAAGCACGAGAAGGCGUGGAUCUGCUGCGUCUGCCAGCAAGCCAGGCUUCUGAGAACCCAGUCUCUGGAAUGGUUCUACAAUAAUGUGAAGAGCCGUUUCAAGCGCUUUGGCAGCGCUAAAGUCCUGAAAAACCUGUACAGGAAACACCGGCUGGAGAGCGGAGCAUGCGUCGACAUCCUAGGAGGAAGCUUUUUUGAGACGAACCUGGAGAAUGAAGGAAGUGUUUCAGGCAGUGACUCAACAUUUUAUAGGCAGUCAGAAGGACACAGCAUGAUGGACACACUGGCCGUUGCCCUGCGCGUGGCCGAGGAGGCCAUUGAGGAGGCGAUUUCCAAAGCAGAAGCCUACGGGGACAGCCUGGACAAGCAGAACGAGGCCAGUUACUUGCGGGACCACAAGGAGGAGCUCACUGAGGAGCUGGCCACGACCAUCUUGCAGAAGAUCAUCAGGAAACAGAAGAGCAAAUGCGAGCAGCAGGUGGAGGAAGAGCCGGAGUGGUCCCGACCCGGGAGCUGCAGGGCGAAGUCUCCUGACGAGGGGGCCGCAGCCUCCAACAGCCUCUGGCGACCCCAGUCUGCGUUCUCACCCACCAGAGGAGAUGCCCUGAAGACCUCUUCGCUGGAGGCUGUGUCCAGGCAGCUGGGGGACCCGGGCCAGCAGCCGAGGGAGGAGUCGGCGUUGCCCAGCUGGGAGAGCACAGACAGGCUGGACCAGACAAAGCUGGCCCCAGUUUUGCAGAGUCCCGAUGGGAACUGGCUGGCCUUGAAGGAUGGCGCUCCGCCCCCAACCCGCCUGCUGGCCAAGGCUAAGAGCCUCACAUUUCAGGCCCUGGAGGCUGCUUCCAGUGUGGCGUCCGCCUACGAGGAGAUGGGCUCCGACAGCGAGGAGGACUUUGACUGGGGUGCGGCCCUGAGCACGCUGUGCCCAGGGCCCCAAGGUCUGCCCAGGACCCCCCAGCCUCAGCCCACGCAGGCUCAAGGCUUGGACCGUGGCCCUUCUGCCACCUCCGCUUCCUCUAGGCUGUCUCCCAACCCCGAGGCCAUGUGCUCUGACUCCGAGACCUCCUCCACUGGCUCUUCCCGGGAAGCUGGGCGUCGAGCCAGGCUGUCCUGGCUACAGAGGAAGGCCCCCAGGAAUCCUGCAGCUGAAAAGAUGCACCUCCAGGGAGAGCUGGACGUGAACUUCAAUCCCCAGGCAGCCAGCAGAGAGACCUCGGACAGCAGCGAGCCCGAGGAAGCCCCCCACACCACAGACCGGCGGGCCAGGAGGUGGAGAAGGGCCCGAGGGGGAUCCGAGGAGCCAAGCAAGGAGCUCCCUUCCCCAAGUGCUCGUUCCCAGGAACCGAACACACACCAGGUGUCGGGUGAUUUAUCAGAGAGCGACCUCAGCGUCAAGGCUCAGCACCCCCGGACCGGUGCAGACACCGCGGAGGACAGAGCGAGGAACAAGCUGUUCGAGUUGGCAGUGAACAUGAGCGAGAAGGAGACCUCGUCGGGGGAGGAUCAGGAGUCGGAGUCCAAGACGGAGUCUGAGAACCAGAAGGGAAGUCUGUCCUCGGAAGACAACGGCCAGAGCGUCCAGGAAGAGCUGAUGAAGAAGUAUUCUGCUGUUUCUCUCUGCAACAUCUCCACAGAAGUCCUGAAAGUCAUCAACGCCACAGAGGAGUUGAUAGCAGAGUCGACAGGGCCCUGGGAGUCCCCGCCUGUCCCUCCCGACAGAGAGAAGGGGACAUUUCCUCUUGGAACAGACCAAGUGAGGCUGGACGAGCAGCUGACUUCCCUGGAAGAGAACGUGUACCUGGCGGCAGGCACCGUGUACGGACUCGAAGGCCAGCUGAGUGAGCUGGAGGACGCUGCCCGGGGCAUCCACAGCGGCACCAACGAGACCGCACUGGCAGAGCUGGAGGACCAGGUGGCCACGGCUGCAGCCCAGGUCCACCAUGCUGAGCUCCAGAUUUCCGACAUCGAGAGCCGGAUUUCAGCCUUGACCAUCGCAGGCUUAAACAUUGCACCGUGUGGGCGCCUCACGAGAAAACGAGAUCAGAAGCAGAGGAACCAGGUACAAACUAUAGACACGUCGAGACAGCAGAGGAGGAAACUGCCCGCUCCGCCCAUGAAAGCUGAAAAACUGGAGGCAUCUUCAGUGACCAUGAAAACAUUCAACCGCAACUUCAUUCUCCAAGGCUCCUCGACAAACAGGACUAAAGACAGCCAAAGCGCCACCGAGGAUCUGAUGGAGCCCGCCCUGCAGUCGGCUGCGAUGUAUUAGCGCCACGGAACACUCCACUGCCAGUGACCCACUGCCGCCGGCCAUACACGACAGUGCCUUGACCCCACAGCCAUCGAACACUGUGUGGAUUCCACCUGAGGACAGGGCCUGGGGAGCCCCGGCGCACAGGGCUGUCCUGACACCUCACCCAGAAAGCCGUCCCCGACUUCAGCAUCGUGGUCUCGCCCCCUCUCUGCCUUAGGUUCCAAGAAGUGUCCGAGACAGGAAACUGAGAUGCCGGCUUCCAACAGCAGAGCUCCACGUCAAAAAAUGUGUCAUUUCCCUGUUGGCUCUGCUACUGUGUGUCAUCUGUAGGACCUUCCUUCCUUC